Pochonia chlamydosporia 170 is the source of this 192-nucleotide messenger RNA. RefSeq lists its product as hypothetical. The transcript has a single exon. The coding region runs from base 1 to 192 and encodes 63 amino acids. Lineage: Eukaryota; Fungi; Ascomycota; Sordariomycetes; Hypocreales; Clavicipitaceae. The record is from RefSeq and is a predicted model, not a curated record.
AUGAAGCACCAUUUCUUCCUCACCGUCUUGCAUUGGGCAGAGUGUGCUUCUUCGUUGCUUGCCUCUUCCUCUUCAAUAGACCCGCUAUGUUCACGCCUGCGUCGGGAACAAAACGGAUUGUCGUUGCGGAGCAUCAAGCAUGGCAGACAGAACAGACUGCUUGGGUUGUCGUGUCCCAGCCUUGUCCCAUAA